CCAGGUCUAAAUAUACCCAUCCGGGCGGUGAGGUCGCGUUACGUCACCCGGAGCGGUCGUGUGUUUCUCAAAUGGAGAGAAACGCAGCGGACGCACGCGGCGAUGUCAACGUUACAGAAGUGGCGUGGAGACGGUGCGACGCGGACGCAGCUCGUGACUCCAUCAUCUUGUCGCCGGGAGGCGUUGACGGGAGACACAAGUCAAUAAAUGCUGCUGCGGCACCGGACGGUCCAGUCGGAGUCUCCUGCUUCCCGAGGCCGACGAUUGUAAUAUUGUGACCCUUGACCCUCAGGCAGACCAUGGGUAACGGAAUAAACAAGGUUCUGCCUAAUCUGUAUCUGGGGAAUUUCAAAGAUGCUCGAGACCCGGAGCUGCUGGCGCGGCACAACAUCACCCACAUCUUGUCGAUCCACGACGCAGCUGCGCCGGUCCUGGAGGACAUGAUGUACCUCUGUAUAUCUGCUGCCGACCACCCCAAGCAAAACCUGAUCCAGUACUUCAGAGACAGCAUCACGUUCAUCCACGAGUCCCGGCUGAAGGGAGAAGGCUGCCUCGUCCACUGCGUGGCCGGAGUGUCCCGCAGCGUGACCCUGGUGGUGGCCUACAUCAUGACGGUGACGGGACGGGGCUGGGUGGAGUCCCUGGCGGCGGUGAGGGCGGCGAGGCCGUGCGCCGGACCCAACCUCGGCUUCCUGCGGCAACUGGAGGAGUUUGAAAACGCAGAGCUGACAGAAUAUCGAGCCUGGUGGACGGAGCGGUACGGGAAGCGCACGUUCAGCGACGACCAGGAGGUCGAGGCUCUCUUGACCCGGAGGUCCACCUGCAGCAGCGGCAUCACCAGUGGAACCUGAGAUCCGGGCCGGGCCCGGAGGACCGUGGAGCCUCUUUGAGCCCCAGAGCGGCCGCUUCAUGCGUUUUCGCCCUGCAGAGAGAAACGGCAGCAGAAACACCCGACUCUAUGUGGAAUCCAUAUUUGGUAUUUUUUUGUUGCAGUCGUAUGAUUGUGGGGGGUUUUGAAAAUGUGUUCUUUCUUAUGUCAUCAUCUCAAGCUCAUCACGUCGUUGCCUCUAACUGUCAAAACAACAUGCAAGGGCAGUCAAGCAGGACUCCAGGGAAAUAUGUACUGUACAUGCAGCAGAGGGCUCCUCCCCCCCCCUCCUCCUCCCCCCUUCAGUUAUGUUAUGCUCUGUCUGAUACUUGAAAUAUGACUGUGACUUUCUAUAGACAGUGUGAAUGCCGACGGACACUGUAUCGUCCUGUAGAAACACCGUCAGAAGGCUGAAUGUUUUGUUUUUGUGAAGGGAACAAUUAUGAAAAUUUAAAUCUGGAUAUAUGUAAACAUAUAUAUCACAUGUGCAUGAAUCUGCUCCAGAGAAGAAAAGUUAUUUUCAAAGAGAUUUUGUUCAUGAACUGAAAGGGAAAAUAUAUAAAGAUAUUAUUAAUGUUCUUAUUAAUACCGGGGGAAAGUAUUUACUCCUUAGUGGUGGAAGUAUUCGGAUCAUUUACUUCAGUAAAAGUAUGAAAACCCCAAAGUCAGAAUAUUCAUUUACAGACAAAAGUCAUGAUUUCGAAAACUUACUUAAGUAAAAGUUUGAAACGUUCACCUAUACAUAUAUAUAGAUAUAGAUAUAUAUCUAUAUCUACAUAUAUUCCAAAGAAUAUUAAAGAAUAUGAAACCAUAAAAUUAAUCGCACCUCCACCAUAAUACAACAAUAUGAGUAGUAACGAUCUAUUAAUAUAACAAUGAUAGUGGUUUUACUUUCACACUUUUCACGAGUUUCUCGAUUUCAUAAUUUUACUUCACUACUUUUCUUUGUUGAAAAAAAAUUGUUGCACUUUGUUUUCAUCUAUAUUCAUCUGACAGAAAUCUGAUCAUGACUUUAUAGAAUAUAUAUAACACGAGGUAAAUACAGCUCACAGGAAUGUGAUGAUAUAUGAUGUUCAUUUAAUUCAUAAUCUGUAACGUUGCAUUGGUGUUGAUAUUCUACUGUAGUAAUCUGUCUAUUGUCCAUAACACCAGCAGGAGCCUUGAACGCAUGUACUUUUAAUAAUUAAUACAUAUUUUUCUUCAUGUACUUUUGCUUGAAAUUGAGUAUUUUUUUCCUUAAAUAAACAUUAUUAAAAACAUAUUUCUGUUUA
Scophthalmus maximus (turbot) is the source of this 2139-nucleotide messenger RNA. Its product is annotated as dual specificity protein phosphatase 22-B-like. Lineage: Eukaryota; Metazoa; Chordata; Actinopteri; Pleuronectiformes; Scophthalmidae. The coding region runs from base 300 to 851 and encodes 183 amino acids. Gene Ontology annotation, biological process: positive regulation of JNK cascade; regulation of cell population proliferation; protein dephosphorylation. The record is from RefSeq and is a predicted model, not a curated record. Gene Ontology annotation, cellular component: cytosol. The transcript has 7 exons. Gene Ontology annotation, molecular function: protein tyrosine/serine/threonine phosphatase activity.